Symbiodinium pilosum is the source of this 1626-nucleotide messenger RNA. The record is from the annotation of a GenBank genome assembly. Lineage: Eukaryota; Dinophyceae; Suessiales; Symbiodiniaceae.
AUGAAGAGGCUGCAGCAGCGCCGGAAGUCAUCUACCAGUCAGAUGGGCGACCUGGAGCAUGCUCUUCAAGUUUCCCCAACCGCUGGAAUGGGUGCCAGACCAGGGACACCGGGCUCAAACAACAAUCACUUUGUUGACAUCACAGAGCAGACUCUCGAGCUGCGCCAAAAGAGAGAGCAGCAGAAGAAGGACUUGCAAGGCUUGAAGAACUGGAACUCCAAGAGGGUCACCCGCUUGAGGUCGAAUACCGACGUCUCCGGGUCAACCGCUGCAACAAAGAUUCCACUUCAGGAUCUUCCGCUGGACCAGCAGGUGGAAAAGGAAGGCAAAGUUUUCGGCAGCCCCGAGGCCCUCAAGGAUGAAGUCCGAAGAGCCUUACAGAAGGAGGACUUCAGUGUCGCGCGACACUACAAGACACGCGGCUGUGCUCAGAAGAUUGCCAGAAGCCAGGCAUUUGAGAUCGCAACCCUCAUCCUCAUCGGGGCAAACUGCCUGUGGAUGUCGGUUGAUGCAGAUCUCAAUGAUGAAGCACUACUGCCGCAAGCACUGCCCAUUUUUCAGGUCGCUGAGAACCUCUUUUGCGUCCUGUUUUCGUUCGAGCUGCUGAUCAGAUUCCUGGCACUUAAGCACAAAAGGAAAUGUCUCAGAGACAUGUGGUUCAUGUUCGAUGCCUUGCUUGUGGCACUUAUGAUCGUUGAGACGUGGGGUGUGUAUGUUGUUUAUUUCAUCAAUGGCACCAGCGUGGGCAUUUUCCAGAAUGCAACAAUCCUUCGCAUUCUCCGGAUACUGAGGUUGCUGCGAACAGCUCGCAUGGCGAAAAUUUUGCGAACGAUGCCCGAGCUGAUGCUGCUUAUCAAAGGAAUUGUCGUCGCGACUCGAUCGGUUUUCUUCACGCUGGCACUUCUGGCAAUUAUCAUUUAUGUAUUUGCCAUCAUCUUCAUGCAGCUGGCACGAGAUACACCGCUCCCCAAAAUUCAGCCGUAUUUUGCAAGGUUCGAAGACUCCAUGCGCACCUUGCUGUUCGAGGCAGUCCUGCCAGAUUUGAACGGCUUCAUGAGUGACAUCAUGACCGGAGGAGUGGUCUUUGCCAGCGUGAUGAUGAUCUUUAUUCUGCUCGGCUCAGUAACAAUGAUGAAUAUGCUUGUGGGCGUUUUGGUGGAAGUCAUCAAAACUGUCUCCGAAAUUGAAAGAGAACAGCUUGAAGUCAGCUUCGUGAAAAAGAUAUUUUCUGAUAUGAUUACAAAGAUGAACUUGGAUGCGGAUGGCGAUAACCGGAUCUCGAAGGAUGAAUUCGACACACUCCUGUCAAAGCCAGAAGCUGCAAAAGCUUUGCUGAACAUUGGUGUUGACGUGGUGGGUCUUGUCGACUAUCGAGAGGUUCUGUUCGGCAAAGAGGGGGACAUGGAACUCUCCUUUGCAGAGUUCAUGGAAGCCAUCUUGGAAUUGCGAGGUACCAACAGCGCAAAAGUGAAAGACAUUGUCGACCUGCGAAAGUUUGUGGCACAGGAAACAGGGGCCAUUUAUGAGCUGGUUGCAGUGGCGACGCAUCAGGCAGAUGGCAGCAGCCGAUCAUCGUCGCGAGCCACGUCGCUUGCGGCCGAGGCAAGGAUUCAGGACGAAUGUUAG